Vespa velutina is the source of this 2388-nucleotide messenger RNA. RefSeq names its product syntaxin-5 (gene Syx5). NCBI's taxonomy places the organism in Eukaryota, Metazoa, Arthropoda, Insecta, Hymenoptera, Vespidae. Gene Ontology annotation, molecular function: SNARE binding; SNAP receptor activity. Bases 231 to 1346 code for a protein of 371 amino acids. The transcript has 5 exons. The record is from RefSeq and is a predicted model, not a curated record. Gene Ontology annotation, biological process: endoplasmic reticulum to Golgi vesicle-mediated transport; intracellular protein transport; vesicle fusion. Gene Ontology annotation, cellular component: Golgi membrane; SNARE complex; endomembrane system.
AGAGAGAGAGAGAGAGAGAGAGCAAGAGAGGGAGGGGAUAGGAUGGGAUGAGUGAACGUGUCGCGACAUUUGAUCGUAAUGAUCAUAAUAUGGCGUAAAGUGUAUUUCAUAAUUAAACUGUCAUGUGUACGUGUAUAUUAGAAAGUAUAAGCAAAGCGAUAUUGAAAAUUUGAGAUUAUUACAAUAAAGAAAAUCUCAUAGUAGGGAAACGUAAAAAAUUUGAGGAUGCGAUGCCCGCACGUAGACGAUACGUUGGUUACGAGUCAGAAAAUGAUUUUGUGAUUACAAACUCAAACAGUGAACGGCGAAAUAUUGACACGAAACAACAAUAUUACGAUGAAACUCGUAAUGUCGGUGGUUUAGAGGAAAAACAUUUUAAGCAACGUGAUAUACCACCAUCACCAACAAUAACUAUGACGGCACGCGAUAGAACUAAUGAAUUUAUUAAUGCUAUAAGAACAAUGCAGGAUAGAACAGUCGUUAGAACGACUAAUCAGCAAAAUCCAAGAAGGGCUAAACAAAUGCAAAGUUAUUCCAAUUUUAUGAUGGUCGCUAAGAGUAUCGGAAAGAACAUUGCGAACACUUAUACAAAAUUGGAGAAACUUGCUCUAUUGGCCAAAAAGAAAUCUAUAUUCAACGACAGACAAAUGGAAAUCGAAGAAUUAACAAACAUUAUAAAGACGGAUUUAAAAAGUUUGAAUCAUCAAAUAGGCAAAUUACAAGAUAUAGGAAAAAUUCAACGAGAAAGUUUCUCCUCCUCUCAAGGGAAUCAUAUUGCUUCUCAUUCUUCAUCUAUAGUGAUGGCCCUACAAUCAAAACUUGCAAAUAUGUCCAAUCAUUUCAAAAGUGUUCUGGAAGUUCGUUCUGAGAAUAUGAGAGAGGAACAAACAAGAAGACAACAAUUUUCGCAAGGAUCUGUAUCCACCAUGUUACCUCCAAGCGUAGUUUCCGGGAGACAAGGUUCCUUGUUACUUCAAGAACAAGAAUCUAACUCUUCGGUUGCAAUAGACCUUGAACCAGCAAUGAGUCAGUUGUCAAUGCAACAAGUUUUACAAGACGAUACGGAUGCAUAUGUGCAGUCACGUGCAGAGACCAUGCAAAAUAUAGAAUCGACAAUAGUCGAACUGGGUGGUAUUUUCCAGCAACUGGCUCAUAUGGUUAAAGAACAAGAGGAGAUGGUAGAAAGAAUAGAUAGCAAUAUAGAAGAGACUGAAUUAAAUGUGGAAGCUGCGCAUGUUGAAAUAUUAAGAUAUUUCCAAUCGGUGACAAAUAAUAGAUGGUUGAUGAUUAAGAUAUUCGCUGUCCUCAUAUUUUUCUUUAUCUUUUUUGUAGUAUUUUUGGCAUAAGAUUAUUUCGAAUUUAAGUAUAUCUGUUUACAUUUAUUUUAUGUUACCGUUCAUCGUUAUUUUACUAUCCAUAUUCAGUAUUUGUGAUAUAUAAAAGUAAAUAUAAUUCCAAGAAAAAUCUAAUUUUUACGGGACACGUAUCACGUAAAACUGUAGGAACACUCAACUGCAUUCCUUAAUACUUCCACUAAAUUAUUAAUUAUUAUUGCUAUAUAAAGGAGGAUAUCUGAUAUUGGAAAAUAAAUAAAUAAUUUUUAAAGCUUACGUAAAAUGUAAAAAAGAAAAUAAAUAUAGGGAAAUAAAGGAAGAAAAAACGCAAAAGAAAGAAACAACUUCACGUGGAAAACAAUGUUCAUAUUUGUAAAUUAAAAUAAUUAUAUAUAAAUAUAUAUAUAUAUAUAUAUAUAUAUAUAUAUAUAUAUAAAUAUAUAUACACACACACACACACAUAUACUUAUCUUUCGUUGUUUGCUUAUGCUUAUAUAUACAUAUAAAAAAAAAAAGAAGAAAAAAGAAGAAAAAAGAAUACUAUUUUAGAAUUUUAUGCAACAUAUGCAAUGCUUAUGUGACGAAUAGAAGCUUAAUUAUUUUGUAUAUAUAACACAACAAUGUACUAGAGAAAAAUAAUGUAUGAUGUUAAUUGAUGACAAAUUAUGAUAAAUGUUUUAAAAUAAAUUGCAAUUUAUUUUUAAUUUAUUAAAAUCAUAACAACUGCAUUUUUAUUUAUGUUGAUUGCAAUACUCAAUAUUACAACGUCGUUUGAAUUUAUUUCAUACUUUGAAAUAGAAAGUAAGUGUACCUUUUACAGAAUGAUUUUUUAAAUAGUUAGAUUUUUCAAAGAAUGUUUCACUUCAAUUGUACAGCAAUUUCUUUUAAUAUUCCCUUUUUUAUUUUUAAUAAUAUAUGAUUGUUGUCAACAUUAGCAUAAUUGUAGCAAUGCUGUAAAAAAUUCUCAGAGUAAUUUCACAUAAGUAUAAUAGUAUAAUAUUUAUGGAUUUAUCGGAUAAUAAACAGCAUUUACAAAAUAUGUUCAAAUGGAAAA